Messenger RNA from Arabidopsis arenosa, 1003 nucleotides. NCBI's taxonomy places the organism in Eukaryota, Viridiplantae, Streptophyta, Magnoliopsida, Brassicales, Brassicaceae. The record is from the annotation of a GenBank genome assembly.
GACGACACAAACGAUGAAACUUUACCACACUCUCUCUUCCUCGUCGAGUUUCAACACAUGCCUUCUUCUCAUUACUUCCAUAGUCUCAAGUCCUCUGCUUUUCUUCUUUCUAAUCGAAACCACGCCAUUAGUUCAAUCAUUCAGUAUUCAAGAAAAUUCGACGACCCAUCUCUAACGUAUCUUGCUGUGAAUUAUCUAGACAGGUUCUUGUCCAGCGAAGAUAUGCCGCAAUCAAAGCCCUGGAUUCUCAGGCUUAUCUCUCUUUCUUGUGUCUCUUUGUCUGCCAAAAUGAGGAAGCCAGAGAUGUCUGUUUCUCAUCUUCCGGUGGAAGGUGAGUUUUUUGAUGCUCAGAUGAUAGAGAGAAUGGAGAAUGUGAUUUUAGGAGCUCUUAAAUGGCGAAUGCGCUCUAUUACUCCUUUCUCCUUUUUCGCCUUUUUCAUUAGUCUCUUUGAGCUCAAAGAAGAUCCUUUGGUACUAAAACAUUCCCUCAAAUCUCAAGCCAUUGAUCUUACCUUCAAUCUUCAACAUGAUAUCAGAUUCCUCGAGUUUAAACCAUCGGUGAUUGCAGGCGCCGCACUUCUCUUUGCUUCUUUCGAGCUCUGUCCUCUAAAGUUUCAAUGUUUUAGUAACAGAAUCUACCAAUGCACAUAUGUAAAUAAGGAUGAGUUAAUGGAGUGUUACAAAGCAAUACAAGAGAGAGAUAUAGUUGGAGAAAACGAAGCAAGCUGCUCUGAAACAGCAGUAAAUGUGCUUGAUCAGCAAUUCUCGAGCUGUGAAAGCGAUAAGAGCAUCACAAUCACAGCUUCUUCACCUAAGAGGAGGAAAACUAGUACUCGUCGAUGUUAAGCUGAAAAGGUGGUUUAUGGUCAAACAUAAUCGCAGAUGAAUCAAUCACUUAGCAACUUAAAGAAAACCACUUCUGGUCCCCUUAUGAAAAUGACACUUGCUUCCUUUCCUGUAUCUCCAUCCAUCUUCUGCUUCAAAAUAAGCCAUUCUCUUCAUG